AUGAACUUGUACUCAUAUUCAAGAAUAAUAAAAUUCCCUGGGCAUAAUGCAUUGGUGUUGAAACGUCUUUUCCAUAGGCCGUACCAGUUUAAAUCGGUUCCUGAUGAUAUAAAGAACAAUUUAGUCACUGAAUGUGAAUGCUUCGUAAAGAGGUUGAAUGAAAAGUUACCAGACAAGAGUCAGUUGGAUAUCUCGUUAACUUUGCCAAAUAAAGUACCAGAAUACCACAAACAUGUAUUAAUGUUAUCAAAGGACCCAAAAGGAUGGAAAAACUGGCCUUCGAAACUAGAGAUGGCUCAUGAAUACCCUCAUAGCAUGGUGGGUACUUUGAAAUCGAGUCUUAAGGACACUAGAGAUGGAAGUGGAGUGCUUGUCAACGAGCUGGCUCUAGAUGGAUAUACGUCGUCUGAAACCCAUCUCAAAUUUCUUGUCAUACCUGACAUGAAAGUGUAUGAAGUUCAUAGAGACAGAGUAUCGGACUUUGCCCUCUUCUUAGGUGAUGGGAAACAGGACUCCCGGAAGAAACUCUCGUUCAAUGACUUUUUGAAGGGGUCAGAUGCCGUUGGACAAACUGCAAUACACUCGAGCGGUAGCGUAGCUAAUAGUAUACCAAACUUUCAGAGCGAACCGUUCCAUUCUGACAUAGCAAUGGUAUGCGGACAUUACCUGCGUGAUGCAAGAUGCGGUGAAUUAGCACCUUUACUCAUAGCAAAGCUUAACUCAAUCAAACCAAACUUGAAAACUGGGAUCGUUUCGCAUUUCGGUGGCCACAAGUUCGCAGGGAACUUGAUCUAUUACCAAUUCAACGGACUUAAAAUUCACAACGAUAACGAAACAGGUAAGAUAGACGGGUUAUGGCUAAGUAAACUGUUACCCCAGAAUUUAGAAUUCGUGUUCCGACAUUUGGACAAAGAUAUAAUAUUACAGGAUUUCUACAGAGGUCAUAUGUCCACUGCUGCUUAUACGUAG
Molecule: messenger RNA, 969 nt
Organism: Kluyveromyces lactis
Lineage: Eukaryota; Fungi; Ascomycota; Saccharomycetes; Saccharomycetales; Saccharomycetaceae
Gene: AIM32
Product: Aim32p
Exons: 1
Coding region: 1-969 (322 amino acids)
Source: RefSeq, a predicted model, not a curated record